AUGUUCUUACGCAUUCGUUUCCUCCUCACCUUUCUUAUACUCUACGAAAUGCCAUGCAUUUUGCGCGCUCAAGAGUAUCUAAAAGAGUUGCGCCCCAAGUUCUUCAACUUUAGAGAGGAUCAGAAGCUGCCUCCAGUUGAAGUGCCCCAACCGCUACUCUCUCAUCGUACGGGUAAAGCGGAAUUUUUCAAUUUUCAUGAUGAUUUGAUGGUGGAAAAUGACACACGGCAACCAAUGUCUCCGAGACCUACUCUGAUGGAUAUUGUAUUGGAAUCAUCGGCACGAGAGGGCCUAAAUGCCAUGCAUCAUUUGUACGGCAUUGUCGAACCGGAUAUGUUGAAAAAUGGUUAUGUCUUGCACGAUGAUCAUCCAGCUGCUUUGCUGUCCAAAUUUAGUGCCCCCGUUGUGGAAAGUUCAAGGCGAGAAAUGGCAGCCUAUGCAACAUUAACAGCUGCCAAGGCAUUUCGCAAGAAAAAUACGGGACGCAUUUCCAAACCACCUCCAUAUCUCAUACCAGAUACCAUGAGCAAUCUAAAUAUCAUAUUUUAA
This is a messenger RNA of Musca domestica (house fly), 549 nucleotides long. RefSeq lists its product as uncharacterized. The transcript is spliced from 3 exons. The record is from RefSeq and is a predicted model, not a curated record. NCBI's taxonomy places the organism in Eukaryota, Metazoa, Arthropoda, Insecta, Diptera, Muscidae. The coding region runs from base 1 to 549 and encodes 182 amino acids.